Oldenlandia corymbosa var. corymbosa is the source of this 1255-nucleotide messenger RNA. Lineage: Eukaryota; Viridiplantae; Streptophyta; Magnoliopsida; Gentianales; Rubiaceae. The record is from the annotation of a GenBank genome assembly.
GUAAAAAAUCUCUUGAAUAAUUUUGGUUUUUAAUUAAUAUAAUAUAUAUAAAUUAUUAUUAGGAUUGACAUAAUAUAAUAAUAUAUGGAGUAGUUAUUAUUACUACUCCCUACUACAACAGUACAACUUGUGUUACUGCUGGGCGUCAAACGGUCAAAGUGUAACUAGGAAACGGCGGAAAGAAUGAAAUUUAAUCUCAACCGUUAUUUAACUAUAGCUCAGCCCAACACCGUCAGAUCAAACACCUUCGCUCCUUUCCAAACCCAAAACCCUAGCAGACCCCGAGCCCACCACCACUAUAUAUAAAGCAGAACAACUCCACCUCCAUCUCCAGUGUGGCCGGCUCCGAAGAAACCCUAAUCUCUGGGGAAGAACCGGUUAGAAGCAAGCAGCCAUGGCGAUUCCUUUGCUCUCGAAGAAGAUCGUGAAGAAGAGGGUCAAGAAGUUUAAGAGGCCCCAGAGCGACCGCAAAAUCUCCGUCAAGGAAAGUUGGCGUAGACCAAAGGGUAUUGACUCCAGAGUCAGGAGAAAGUUCAAGGGAUGCGUUCUGAUGCCAAAUAUUGGAUAUGGAUCUGACAAGAAGACCCGCCACUAUCUCCCCAAUGGCUUCAAGAAAUUUGUUGUGCACAAUGUUGCCGAUCUUGAAUUAUUGAUGAUGCACAACAGGACCUACUGUGCUGAGAUUGCACACAAUGUCUCUACAAAGAAGAGGAAGGAGAUCGUGGAGCGAGCUGCCCAGCUUGAUGUUGUAGUGACUAACAAGCUUGCUAGGUUGCGCAGCCAGGAGGAUGAAUAAGCCUUUGAAGAGUGCUUAUAGUGUUUUUAUCUUGAGGAAAACUUGGCUGUCCUUUUUGCCCUUUGAUCAUUUGAGCCAGUAUUAUCUUGUUUUUAACAUUGUAAUUUUGGUAUAUGAGGGUUUGAAACCAUUCGAUAAUGUUACAUGUAGACAGAGAUUAACAGUAUGGUUUUUGGAGAAUUUAUUUUGUUUAUUGUGUUUUAUAUUAUUCUUCUCGUGGACGUAGACAUGUACAUCAGCCAAUUUACAUAUAUUGUGAAAAGUGAAAACAUGUUAGCCUUAGUGAUCAAUAAUUUCAAAAUUAGCUUGAUUUCAAACAUAUCUUUACUAGUCUGGAUUUUUUUGUACUUUUUGUUUCCUCAUAAUGUGUACUAAAUCAACUUAGAUUUGUCAUUUAGAUUUUAGAUUUUUAAGUUUGUCAAUUUGUAAUAUGAUUCCUAUGACAACGAACAACAGGGG